GCGGCAACACACCACUUUGUUUCUGUCUCACUUGUGGGGAGAACACAAAGCUCUUGUAGGCGCACAGUCUCGCUUAAAAGAUUAGCUCCUAAAAGGCCCGAGAUGGGCUUUGGGGAGGACUUGCGCUGCCCUCGGGCUCACGUGGCUGUGCUGAGGCUGCUGGACUCCGAGCUUCACGUGAUGGAGGUCAUGAAAAAGUGGAUGGGCCAGAGGGUGAAGAGUGAGAGGGAGUUUGCAGUUCAGCUGCACCACAUGGCCCUCAUGGUGGACAAGCAGGAGCGGCCUCAGCCCGGAGCUGGAAAGGACCACAUCAGCCAGAUCAACGAGUCCUGGGGGGCUCUGGUGUCUCAGACAGACCUGCUGAGCCAGCUGAUGAGGAGGUGUUCUGAAGAGCUGCUGAGCGGACCCGUCAGCAAACUGACGCUGCUCAUCCGAGACAAACAGCAGCUCCGCAAAUCCUACGCGGAGCAGUGGAGUCUCCUGAGGCAGGAGCUCAGCAAGGUGACCGAGACAGAUCUGGAGAAGCUGAAGAGCAGCUACAGGCAGGCGGUGAGAGACGCAGCUCAGGCAAAGAGGAAGUUCCAGGAAGCCAGUAAAGAUAAGGAGCGUGACAGGGCCAAAGAGUGUUGCGUCAAGGCCACAAUGAAACUCCACGAGGUGCACAAUGACUACGUGCUGUCUGUUCGUGCCGCUCAAGUGUACCAGCGGCAGCACCACACGCACAUCCAGCCUGCCAUGCUCGACGCCCUGCAGGCUCUGCAGCAAGAGAUGGUGAUAAUCAUAAAGGAGAUCCUGCAGGAGUAUUUUGACAUUUCCUCCUUCCUUCAUCAAGAAGUGGUUCACAUCCACCUGGAGAUGUCCACCGCUAUUGCAUCCAUCGAUCCUCUCACAGAGUACGAGAGCUUCAUCCAACAGAACAGGUCUGUGGGGGACAUUCCUGUUAGUGCAGAAUUCGAUUGCAGCCUUUUAGAGAACACAGAGAACUUAAAGCCUCAAGAAGUCCAGCUCAAUGACUUAACACUGGAAACCUUCCAGCACAAGCUGACUGCAGUCGAGAUGGAGCUGCUGGACUUGACCCGGUCUCUGAGCUCCCAGCAGGUUUCUGUAGAACAGCUGGAGCUGGAGUUGGUGGCGGAUGGAGGAGCGGUCAGGAAGGGCCAGAGGAUCUACCAGCUGAGCAAGCGGCAUGCUCUGGAGGAGUGUCGGCAGCAGGUAGCUGUGUCUCAAGGCAGGAGGGCCAAACUGGAGGUCCAGAGGUUGAUUCUGAAGACAAAGUUGGAGCAGCUGGGCUCCCGAGAACCUCCUCCUGCGCUGCAGCUGGACAAAGACUCGCUUUCACUUUCGUCCAACGCAAGCAACGAAGACAACCAGUCACUAUUCAAGCUACUCAGGAACGGCAUCAUGAAGAAUUUGUCUCGAGCCAGAAGUGAUCUACAGGAGGAGGAUCGUCCUCUGGCGCAGCAAGACUGGUACCACGGAGUUGUUCCCAGGAUGGAGGUUCAACAGCUGCUGCAGUGUGAUGGAGAUUUCCUGGUGAGAAAGAGUCAAGAAAAACAGGGGUUUGUGCUCUCUGUCCACUGGGAUGGCUCCUGCAAGCAUUUCCUCAUUCAGAACACAAACAAUGAGUACCGCCUGGAUGGGGAGAGCUUCUGCAGCAUCCCGCACCUGAUCCGUCAUAUGCUCUCGUCCCGACAGCACAUCACCCGCAAGUGUAAUAUACAGCUGAGGAAACCUGUGCUCAAGGACAAAUGGGUCCUGGAACACGAUGGCAUUAAAUUAGGAAGCCUCAUCGGGCGGGGUAAUUUUGGGGAGGUGUACAGUGGGACUCUGUGCAGUGAUAACACCCCUGUGGCAGUGAAGGCUUGUAAGGAGAACCUGGCACCAGAACACAGGAAUAAGUUCCUGAUGGAGGCCAGGAUCCUGAAACAGUACGAUCAUCCCAACAUUGUCAAGCUGAUUGGCAUCUGCACUCAGAAACAGCCCAUCUACAUCAUAAUGGAGCUGGUUAAAGGUGGAGAUUUCCUCUCCUUCUUGCGUCAGGACGGUCCGAGUCUGACCCCUAAGAUGUUGGUCAGAAUGACAGAAGGUGUUGCAGCCGGCAUGGAGUACCUAGAGACAAGGAAGUGCAUUCACAGAGAUUUGGCAGCAAGAAACUGUCUGGUGGCGGAGCAGCACAUCGUCAAGAUCAGCGAUUUUGGGAUGUCGCGGCAGCAGGACGAUGGAGUCUACUCAGCGGAGGGCGGCCUCAGACAGGUUCCCAUCAAAUGGACAGCUCCCGAAGCGCUCAACUACGGUCGUUAUACCACAGAGAGUGACGUGUGGAGCUUUGGUGUGCUGCUGUGGGAGGUCUUCUCCAUGGGAAUGAUCCCUUACACCAGUAUGAGCAACCAACAGGUCAGAGAAGAAGUAGAUAAAGGCUAUCGUAUGCCGGCUCCCAGGGACUGCCCACCGGAAGUGUCCACGCUUAUGAGCAACUGCUGGCAGCAUGAACCUCAAAAUAGACCAUCUUUUCAAAAACUGAGGGCAGAUCUAAUUGACAUCUGGAAGAAUAAGACAUAAUACUAACCCAUUAUUUGCCUCUGUGCCUGAAUAAAAAAUAUAUUAAUAAAAAAAUAACAGUAUCAGCCCUGACACCACAUCUCAAAAAUAAUGCUGAACAAAACUAAAUAGUACUUUAAAACAUCAUGAACAUUUUCUAAUACACUUACAAUGUAGAACCACUAGAUCAGAUGAUGACAUUAUUUUUUCUUUCUUUCUUUGACUAAAAUAACCCUCUCACAAAAGGCAACCAAGAAUAAAAUAGACAAAUAAAACUAGUUAAAAGUCUACACUAAACUUGCAGUUAAAAACAACAACAACAAAAUGUACUAAAAAUGUGACUGUGUGAACUUAACCAACUCGCCACCAAUUAAAAUUUUAAAUGGAAAAAAAACAAAAAAAAAACAUGAAUAGGGCCUGAAAAAAAUCGUUUUUUUUUGCUUUAUCCACGAAAAUGGCUGAAUGCAGAAGCUGUUUGCUGACCAGACUUAUUGAUAAAGUGUGUGUGUGUGUGUGUGUGUGUGUGUGUGUGUGUGUGUGUGAGAGAUGUUGCCAUAUGCACAGCCAAAACAACAGCAAAAACAUCUGCAACGGACCACAAGGUGUUUUGUCAAGUUAGAAGUGGACUGAAAUUUGUCCACGUUUGGGCAGUGACAAAAUUGCGCUGCAUGUUAAAUCUGUUGUUUUUUUGUAGCCUGUGAUGUAAACACGAGUCUCGCGUGGCUGUCACGACUCACUUUGAUUGGCCCGCGAAGCCCAAUAGAAGACUGUGUGCGGACGUGAUGACGUUUGAUUGGUGAACUUGAGUCAAACAUCACUGUGGUAAUCACGGUGAAUUGGAGCAACGGUGCCCGAUGCGGAAGUCAAAAACGAAAGUCUGAAAAUAGAUCGCGCACGCAAUCAUUGAUAAUGUAGACCAUUGUAACGGAGUAAAAGUAUCGUUUCUUCUUAACAAAUAGUCAAGUAGAAGUAAAAAGUAUGCUUCCUUAAAAUUACUCUGAUAAGUACACUGACACCUAUCCAAAAUGCUAUCUGAGUAAAUGUAAGAGAGUAAAUUUAGACACCUCUGUAUAUAACUAUGUGUAGCAUCAAAGAAAAGACGGAAGCAUUUCACAUAUUUGAGGAUGAAGACCAUUAUUAUUAAAUCCAGAAACAGAGUUACCUUUAUCUUUCAAUACAUCAACUCCAAACCUCUGUGAAGGUUGUUGUAAACACAACAACAUAGCAGUUCACAAUGUAGCAAUUAUAGGUCAAAUAAGAAUUGUAAUUAAUUUAGGAUAAAGCAAUAAGCCGGGAGCGACGUUUCCGUUACUUCCGAUUUAUCGUAAUCCAUCCAUCCAUCCAUUUUCUACCGCUUAUCCGGGUCGGGUCGCGGGGGCAGUAGCUUUAGCAGGGACGCCCAGACUUCCCUCUCCCCAGCCAC
Molecule: messenger RNA, 3961 nt
Organism: Phycodurus eques (leafy seadragon)
Lineage: Eukaryota; Metazoa; Chordata; Actinopteri; Syngnathiformes; Syngnathidae
Gene: fes
Product: FES proto-oncogene, tyrosine kinase
Exons: 18
Coding region: 103-2559 (818 amino acids)
Biological process (GO): peptidyl-tyrosine phosphorylation; regulation of mast cell degranulation; cell adhesion
Molecular function (GO): non-membrane spanning protein tyrosine kinase activity; ATP binding
Source: RefSeq, a predicted model, not a curated record